AUGAAUUCGCAGACGUCAUCCAACUCUAAUGAGGAACUCGAAUCAUCACGGGACAAACAACCGGAAUCUUCUUCUCCCACUUCCUCCCCCACCGCAACGGACUCUGAGUUAGACGAGCCUCAGCUGGACUCCGGUUCUGGUUCUGGCUCAGCCAUUUCUGGAAACGGAGGCGACGGUCCCGGUAAGCGCCAACCAGAUGACGGCGAGGGUAAGAAUCCCGAAGGGUCAAGAAACACCAACCCUGUCAUGCCAGAGGAAAAGUCGCAACUAGAGCAAGUCAACCACAGCUUUAAGAAAAUCAUCGAACUACCGGCUGGCAUCGUGUCCACAGUCACCAGAACGGCCUACGGCUUUAUAACAGAUCGCGUCAGGGAGCUGUUACACUUUGUCCCAGCCCCGGUAAUCGUCGCCCUCAUCUCCACCGUAUCUACUAUUUCAGGGACCAGGUACAACGCACGUCGCAAUAAGAUGGCUGCCAUUGCCGCACAGCAGAAGGCGGCCAGGGCUAAGAAAGACGAAAUUGAGCGGCUGCUGAGAAAGAAGUACAUGGAGCUGUCAGCCCCUAUUCUGAAAAGCGCUGCAAAGCUCGCUGACAGAAUUCACUCUAUCGUGGAUUCAGACUGGGACCGCGUGGAAAAGAAAGGUCUUGACAGCUCUCUUUCUCCAGCAUAUUCAGCCUAUUUGCUCGGUCGAUACUUCGCAAUGGUAGAGAUUAUCAAGCAGGAGAGCGUUAUUUUGGAUUAUGGUUUCCAUGCAGCAGAUAGAGUCUUAAGCAAUAUUCUUGGUAGGAUUCAAGGUGUAUUUGCGGCAAGCGACGAAAUUCUUAUCGAGAUGCAGAUGACGGAGCAUCUAUUCCACCCGCCUGAUGGGCAAACGGCUCUUCGCGCCGGCCCAUUACGUGUUACACCGCGUGCACAAGCUGUCCUCGGCGAGCUCCUGCAUCGCAAGCUCUACAGCGGGAAAUUGGAUUUCGUGGAUAAAGCAGAAAACGAGAGGCGUGGGCAGGACGCGGUCCUUUCGUUCCGAGAAUUUUCUCGUAUUCUGGAAGUAGAUGCAACCGUCGCGCGCUGGUACAAGCCUGUGAUCCGAGACUUUGAGACUUUGGAGGCCUUCGUGCGACGUACUUCGCGAAGCAAGAGACGAUGCGAUCGAGUUGGGUCACGACUGUAUUUCGCGCAGUCGGCCUUGAUGGACUUGGUCGAGUUUUUCGACCCGUUGCCGCAGGCACAUGCCAUUCCAUUCUAUCGGCGGAGAAGGCUUCAGCUUGGAGGGGUUUCGUACUCCGAGGAGCAGCGUGCUCCGCUAAGCCUUCAUCUGUUGUACAGAGAGCUGGCGAAAAUCAGAGAUCGUCGCUCGAUGGUGGGGAGCAAGAUGGACCGACUGCGACUACCUCGUGGAGGUGUAGAGGUGCAUGUGAAGGGGUCUCAGGCGCACUCAAAUAGCGAUACGCUAUCUCAAAAGUACGGGGAUUGCCCCUACUCCCAGCGCGUCCUCAUUUUACUCGAGGAACUCGGGGUGCCGUAUCAGGCAGUGGCGAUCCCGCCUAUGUCCAAGCCUGGGUGGUAUUACUUACUGCACCCCGACAAACGGACGCCCGUGGUGUACCAUAACGGAAAUUUAGUAGAGGACUCUCGACACAUCAUGACGUACAUCAAGCAGCAUUUCCGUCCUGCGGAGGGCAAAAGGCGUCUGUCGUCCGCGAAAGUGCUAACACUUCCGGUAAGCACAGCUACUUAUAUAAAAUUCCAUGGGCACUUUCUCAACUGGGUGAGUGGACAGGAGGAUGCACGUGGCGCAGUGGAAGAAGAAUUGCGGAAAUUGAACGGGACUGUAGCGCGAGCACAGCGGCUUUACGAGAAAGGAUCGUUCCUUGGAGGCUGUCAGUUUGCAAGGGAGGAUACUGCCAUCGCACCUAUGCUGCAUAACGUAGUCGUAGCCGGCAAGGCGCUGAAGAAUUGGGAGCUUCCAGAGGACUGCAAAGCGCUUCGCAAGUACGAGGAGGAUGCACGAAAAGUACCGAGCUUCGCGAAGACGGUAGGGGCGGAUGAGGCUAUCGUAGCAGGAUAUAGAUGUCUGGCGAAGAGGGGAGGCGAGAAAGUAUGGGCUCUUGCUGAUAUGCUCGAAUGAUGUGGUCAAUCCGCCGCAUAGUCCAAGUAGGUGCCAUGGAAAGCCGGAUUGAGCGGCCUUGAGAAAGAUGAUGAUGGCGCAUAAUAUGUUGUGAAGGUAUUCAAUGGUGUUCCAACUGCGUCUGAGGCCAAACAUGCUGUUGUUAUCUUGCUGGUAUGGACCUCGAGAAUUGGCAUUGAGCCACCCCACUCUGUUGACAAUGAGGAUGAUAAAAGCUCUAUUAAUAUCGUCGAAGAAUGGCGAGCAGUGCGCCUUCCAA
Chondrus crispus (carragheen) is the source of this 2386-nucleotide messenger RNA. RefSeq lists its product as hypothetical. NCBI's taxonomy places the organism in Eukaryota, Rhodophyta, Florideophyceae, Gigartinales, Gigartinaceae. The transcript is spliced from 2 exons. Gene Ontology annotation, biological process: cellular oxidant detoxification; ascorbate glutathione cycle. Bases 1 to 2127 code for a protein of 708 amino acids. The record is from RefSeq and is a predicted model, not a curated record. Gene Ontology annotation, molecular function: glutathione dehydrogenase (ascorbate) activity.